GGCGGGUGAUCCUCCUUCCCGGGCUCAAAGCGUCGCGUGCUGAGAGCAUCUAAAGCGCAUGUGACCCUUCCAAGCCAGGGAAUGGAAUCAUGGCACUCUGGCGGGCAUACCAGCGAGCCCUGACUGUUCACCCGUGGAAAGUACAGGUCCUGACAGCUGGGUCCCUGAUGGGCCUGGGGGACAUUAUCUCACAGCAGCUGGUGGAGAGGCGAGGUCUGCGGGAGCACCAGACUGGCCGGACCGUGACCAUGGUCUCUCUGGGUUGUGGCUUUGUGGGCCCUGUAGUGGGAGGCUGGUACAGGGUUUUGGACCGGCUCAUCCCGGGCACCACCAAGGUAGAUGCACUAAAGAAGAUGCUGUUGGAUCAGGGGGGCUUUGCCCCUUGUUUUCUAGGCUGUUUCCUUCCACUGGUAGGAGCACUCAACGGACUGUCAGCCCAGGACAACUGGGCCAAGCUACGGCGGGACUAUCCUGAUGCCCUCGUCACCAACUACUAUCUCUGGCCUGCUGUGCAGUUAGCCAACUUCUACCUGGUCCCCCUUCAUUACAGCUUUCUUGCCCCUCAUUCUUCGUCAUCGUCACAACACCGCUCCUGUUCCGUAGAUUGGCCGUGGUCCAGUGUGUUGCUGUUAUCUGGAAUUCCUACCUGUCCUGGAAGGCUCACCGGCUCUAGGCCGGCCUCACUCCGUUGGCUGCGCUUUUGGUGACGCCGCUUGACCCUGGAGCCACCAGACAGCCUCCUCAGAGUGGGCACACAGGCUUUCCUGGGACUCUGUGCCACUCAGAACUUAAUGGGCUUAGCACCUGACUCCUCUUGAAAUCGUUAAAACCUUUCUAAUGCUCUUAUAACAACCAGCACAUAAUAGGUGCCCCAUAAACGUUUGUCAUACUGUAUGGUCUUGCCAGCUUUAGUUUACACUCAUAUCCCAGCAGUGCCACUCAUCCCCCUCUUCAGAGACACGUCUGUUCUCUAACCUUCCCAGCUCUGCUGUAGCUCCAGCUCUUUGGGGGCCCCAGACCCUUUAUACGGUGCCUCAGGAAGUAUGCUAUUACAUAUGUAGUCUGAAACCUGCAAAAGUGGUGAGUAGGGUGCAGCAGAAACCUGUGGGGCAGUAAGAAUUUCUAGAGCUGGGAAGAAGUCUAGGGACACCAACCCUGAUCUUUUUUUUACAGAUGAGCACACUGAGGUCCAUAGAAGUGAGGUGAGCUGGCCAUACCACCCCCCAGUAACAGAGUGGAAACUUGAACCCACAGUCUAUAGAUGAAUGUUUGUAUCCCUUCCAAAAAUCAUGUUAAAAACCUAAUGCCCAAAGUGAUGGCAUUAGGUGGUAGGGCCUUUGGGAGGUGCGUAGGUCACGAGGGAUGAAUGCCCUUCUAAAGCGGCCCCAGGGAGGUCCUUCCCCCCUUCCACCAUGUGAGGACACAGUGAGAAGGUGCUCUCCAUGCAAGGUAGCAAGUGGGUUCUCACUAGAGAACCAGUGGCGUCAGCUUGGACCUCCCAGCUUCUAGAACUGUGACAAAUAAAUGUUUGUUUAUAAGA
Molecule: messenger RNA, 1540 nt
Organism: Hyaena hyaena (striped hyena)
Lineage: Eukaryota; Metazoa; Chordata; Mammalia; Carnivora; Hyaenidae
Gene: MPV17
Product: mitochondrial inner membrane protein MPV17
Exons: 8
Coding region: 90-707 (205 amino acids)
Cellular component (GO): cytoplasm; membrane
Source: RefSeq, a predicted model, not a curated record